AUGCCUCAGGCUCAGCCGGAACUCAAGAAGUACCUUGACAAGCGCCUGUUCGUGCAGCUCAACGGCUCUCGCAAGGUUAUCGGUGUCCUUCGCGGCUACGAUGUGUUCCUGAACAUUGUCCUUGACGAGGCCAUCGAGGAGAAGGCUGGUGGCGAGAAGGUCCGCAUUGGCAUGUGUGUCAUCCGCGGCAACUCCGUCGUCAUGCUCGAGGCCCUUGAGCGCAUUGGCGGCGAUGAUCGUCAGCACCACAGGUAG
Diplodia corticola is the source of this 255-nucleotide messenger RNA. Its product is annotated as small nuclear ribonucleoprotein g. Gene Ontology annotation, cellular component: spliceosomal tri-snRNP complex; catalytic step 2 spliceosome; U1 snRNP. Gene Ontology annotation, molecular function: RNA binding. The transcript has 5 exons. Bases 1 to 255 code for a protein of 84 amino acids. The record is from RefSeq and is a predicted model, not a curated record. Lineage: Eukaryota; Fungi; Ascomycota; Dothideomycetes; Botryosphaeriales; Botryosphaeriaceae. Gene Ontology annotation, biological process: spliceosomal snRNP assembly; mRNA splicing, via spliceosome.